Molecule: messenger RNA, 1576 nt
Organism: Cladophialophora immunda
Lineage: Eukaryota; Fungi; Ascomycota; Eurotiomycetes; Chaetothyriales; Herpotrichiellaceae
Exons: 2
Coding region: 680-1486 (268 amino acids)
Cellular component (GO): cytoplasm
Source: RefSeq, a predicted model, not a curated record
GCCGGGGGUGGGACACAACAGAGGCAAAACGGAUGUACGGUACAUAGUUAGAUGUGGUAGAUGCCUUGAUUUAACCAUCAUCUCGAUCUUUCGGAUAGCUGGGACCGCCUUAGUAUGGUAUAGACUGUGCACCUAUCGAAAGGUGACAGACAGAAAUGGAUGACGACGAAAUACCUGAGCUGGUCGAAAUUUCUCAGACCAGCGAAGCCACCGGCACUUUGAAGGAUGGGCCUGAUAGAAAGGUGCCGAUCACCAUAAUAACCGGCUACUUGGGGGCUGGCAAGACAACUUUGCUCAACUAUAUCUUAACAGCAGAGCACGGCAAGAAAAUAGCAGUCAUUUUAAACGGCAUGUGGUUGCCCUCCAAUCUCCAAAGGAAUACUCCGAUCAACUGCUUCUAUCUCCGGUCAGCCUUGAUUUUCGAUGAUGGAUUUUGUCUGCUAACGUCCUCACGAGAGCCACAGAGUUCGGAAACACAGCGGAUAUCGAAAAAUCCCUCACCGUCAAUCAGAACCACCAGGCAACAACAGAAUGGAUCCCCCUCGCCAACGGAUGUAUCUGCUGUAGCGUCAAAGACUCGGGGGUGGCAGCACUCGAGUCUCUCGUUGAGCGCCAGAAGGACUUUGACUACAUCCUGCUUGAGACUACGGGCGUUGCGGACCCGGGGAACAUCGCACCUAUGUUUUGGCUCGAUGAAGGACUAGGCAGCAGUAUCUACCUCGAUGGCAUUGUCACAGUAGUCGAUGUCAAAAACAUCCUCAAAAGCCUUGACGAGCCCGCACCAGAAGAGUUGCCACAAUCCGAGUCCGACGAUCACCACGACCACGGCCUUCCUCUGCUCACAACCGCUCAUCUCCAAAUCUCCCAUGCGGAUGUGAUAAUCCUCAACAAAACAGAUCUUGUCUCUCCCGCACAGCUCUCAGCUGUUCAAGCCAGAAUAGCUUCUAUCAACAGCCUCGCGCGCAUAGUCCCGACGGAACAUUCUCAUGUCGUGAACCUCAGCGGCACCAUCCUCGAUUUGAAAGCAUACUCAACUUUCCCCUCGACCUCCAUCACGUCCAACACUGCCGGCAACACAAUACCCGAUUUCGCCUCCAGAGGCCAUUCUCACCUAGACCCCACACUCUCCACAGCCACCUUCACCUUGCCUCCUUUUGAUCCGCAAAAGCUACACCUUCUCUCGGGCUGGCUGGAGGUCCUGCUCUGGGACGCCGAAGAGUCCCAGCUGGGAUGCGAUCGAAAGUACGAAAUUCAUAGAACAAAGGGGCUGAUAAGGUGUACGGACGGGACAACUAGAGUCGUACAGGGAGUGAGAGAGAUUUUCGAGAUCAUUGAGCUGCCAAAUACGAAGAAUGAUGAUGCUGGGGGUCCAAAGGGGGGGGAAGAGGAUGAAACGACUGCAGGAGAGGGGAAGAUCGUGUUCAUCGGGAGGAAUCUGGAUUUGAUCACGGAAUUGAAGGUUGGCGAAGAUGGCGGCUCUGUUUGAUAUGGGAGGGCAGAUGUAAAAAGCAUCUAAGAUACAGGAUUGUGACUCCAAGAAUAGACAAAGUUGCAAAUUGCAAAUGCUAUUUCAUGA